AUGCCCUUACUUCGUGUAACAACUUUCAAGAAUGAGCACUUACAUUCUGCCCAAGAAGACCUUGAAGUUUCUUACAGUACAAGGUGCACACUGACUUCGUCUAUAAUUGAUGACAUAGUAAGGUCUAAUGUGGAAAAAAGACCCAAUGAAAUCAAAGCUAACAUAUAUAGAGACUAUGGCAUAAGUCUAACUUAUCGUCAAGCUUUAAGAGCGAAAGAGAGGGCAUUGGUGGAAAUAAAUGGGCUUCCUGACCAAUCAUAUAUGCUUGUUCCUUGGUUGUGUAAUAGACUAAUGGAGACUGAUGCUGACACUGUAGCAAAAUGGGUGGCUUCUGAGAACAAUAGAUUUGAACGUUUAUUUAUUGCAUAUGGUUAUUCCAUUAAAGGAUUCUUGCUUGGGGCUAGGCCUAUUUUAUAUGUGGAUGGAUGUUUCCUCAGUGGUCCUUAUCAAGGCACCUUACUGGCAGCUUCAACAUACGAUGUCGAUAAUGAGUUGUUUCCAUUAGCUUUUGCAAUAGUUGGGAGUGAAACUCAUGAUGAUUGGACUUGGUUUCUUCAAAAUAUUAAAGAUAUCCUUGGUUUGCUACAGGAGAAUUUUAGCUCUGAGUUUAAUAAAGUUUAUAGGGGAAUGGGAAGGAACAAUAAAGAAGAGGCACUAAAGUUGCUUGAUUACAUAGCUUAUGCAAGGCAUGAGCACGAAUUUCAUAUAGCCAUGGAAAAUUUGAGGAUGUUCUCUCCACAAUUAGCAAUAUGGGUAGAAAAUCAAGGCGAUGUUGAUCGGUGGGCACUAUCGUUGUUCCCAUUUCGAAGAUGGGAUAAGAUAACAACCAACUUGGCCGAAUCAUUUAAUGCAUGGAUUCUUGAAGAGAGAAGGCAUAAUAUAUGUGUUCUUAUAAAUGAGCACAGAGACAAGUUGAGCAAGAAAUUUUUUGCAAGUAAGGCAGCCAUGAGUAAGUGGAAAAGCAUAGUUGGUCCCAAUGUUGAAGCAAAGUUGAAGGAAAAUAUUUUGAGGGCAGAAGUUAUGAUAGUUCAGCUGCAUGGCUCACAUAUUGCAUUGGUUCGGACACCGUGUGGAGAUGUAUGUGUGAAUCUGAUACUAAGGGAAUGCACAUGCAAAGUUUGGCAAAUGUCUGGCAUUCCUUGCCCACAUGCUUGUGCAGCCAUUAAAAAAGUGCAUGGUAAUGUGUAUAGCUAUGUCAAGGAAUGUUAUCUUCGUAGCUCACAAGAGAAAAUAUACAGUGGCAUUAUGCAUCCUGUUGAGACCCAUGACAUGCCAAAGCCAAAUGCGUUGACAGUGUCUCAGCUCAUGAACCAAACCUUUUUGCUGCCUCCUAGAACAUCUCGACCAGCUGGCAGACCUCGUCAUGUGAGGAUCGAGUCUCAACAUCAAUAA
Molecule: messenger RNA, 1392 nt
Organism: Prosopis cineraria
Lineage: Eukaryota; Viridiplantae; Streptophyta; Magnoliopsida; Fabales; Fabaceae
Exons: 2
Coding region: 1-1392 (463 amino acids)
Molecular function (GO): zinc ion binding
Source: RefSeq, a predicted model, not a curated record